AUGGAUUACGGAUCAGCCCAAGCUAAAGAUUUCUCUUAUUCAUUUUGCUUAACAAAAGACUUAGAUCUACCUUUUACUAUACGAAUCUCGAGUCUUGAAGGCAUUCGUGAAAAGAAAUCUUUUACCACUAUACUUAGUGAUCCUUCUCUCAAAUUUACUGGUGUGCAAACAAGCAACUUUUCUGAUUUAUACGUGAGCAUUCAACUAUAUGGAGACAACAAGCCACUUACUGUUCCAAUUAGGACUUCAUACAAAUCAUUCAAAAAUAAUUGGAUUUGGAACGAAUGGCUCACAAUUCCUGUGAAAUAUCGUGAUCUUCCUGUUACCUCUCAAUUAGCAUUAACAGUGUGGGAUGUUCACGGUCCACGCAAAGUAGUUCCAAUAGGUGGUACCACUUUUCGACUUUUUGGAAAACACAAGGGCAAACAUAAGUUGUAUCUUUGGCCAGAUAUAGAAGCUGAUGGUUAUGAGCGUACAUCCACGCCCAGUAAGGUUGGUGACAAAACUGAAAUGGAUAGAUUGGAAAAG
Messenger RNA from Dentiscutata erythropus, 528 nucleotides. NCBI's taxonomy places the organism in Eukaryota, Fungi, Glomeromycota, Glomeromycetes, Diversisporales, Gigasporaceae. The record is from the annotation of a GenBank genome assembly.